Molecule: messenger RNA, 3891 nt
Organism: Lindgomyces ingoldianus
Lineage: Eukaryota; Fungi; Ascomycota; Dothideomycetes; Pleosporales; Lindgomycetaceae
Product: PLP-dependent transferase
Exons: 6
Coding region: 155-3784 (1209 amino acids)
Biological process (GO): carboxylic acid metabolic process
Cellular component (GO): cytoplasm
Molecular function (GO): RNA binding; carboxy-lyase activity; pyridoxal phosphate binding
Source: RefSeq, a predicted model, not a curated record
CGCCUACCUGUCUGGCGUGCUUUGUAUUUAUUGAGCUGGGAACGCCCGCCCCUGCAAGUGCCUGGGUCCUGAUCUCUUGUCCCCCACGCCUCUCCGAUUGCCGAGAUUGAACUUUUCCGCCGGUUUUUCGCACUUUGCUGCCAUCUCCUCUACCAUGCCCAAGGAGAACAGGAAGCGCGGCCGCCGCGAGGAGCAGAAGAAGCGGAAGCGCGACCACGGCGACCACGAGUCCACCUCCAAACGACAUAAAAAGGCUGCCGACAGCGUCGAGGAGCUGCCCAUCGAGGGAGUCUCGUACCAGGAUGAAGCUAUCGAUGGCGUCACGCGCCCUGGCGACAUGCCGUUCUAUGGCAUGCUGGACGACGACCAGCAGGAAUACUUCAAGCGCGCCGACGAGAUGCUGGAGCUGAAUCAGUUUGGGGAGCCGGAGGAACGCUCGCUGUUUUUAGAGAGCGUCUACCGGGAGGCCGACGGCAAUGAAUUGAAGAUUGCAAGCAGCCAGUCGUGCUCUAGACUGAUGGAGCGACUCAUCCUGCUUUCCACGCCAGAGCAACUAAAAUUACUGUUCCAGAAAUUCAGUGGGCAAUUUCUCUAUCUCGUCCAGCACCGGUUUGCCUCCCAUUGCUGUGAAGCACUCUUCAUCCAAGCCGCACCAAUCGUCACCCAAGAACUUGCGAACCCCGAACUCGCACAAUCCCCACCAGGAUCCGAUCCCAAUGGUGUAAUUAUCUCCAUGGAGAACCUCUUCCUGUACACUCUGGCCGAGCUAGAAGGGUUCCUUGGAUUUCUAAUGACAGACCGCUUUGCUUCUCAUGUUCUACGAGUGCUCGUGGUAGUUCUUGCUGGCGUCCCUCUCCCUAAGCAGAACAACAGGUCUGUUCUACAAAGCAAGAGAAAAGAAAAGAUCGGUGUCGCUGGCGCGGAUAGGGCACAGGAAUGGUCUCUCGAGGAACGAUCUGUCCCUCAGUCAUUUCUGGAUGCCCUGGAAAGAAUAAUCAACGAAAGCGUCUCGAAUCUAGAUUCCACCUACCUGCGGUUGCUGGCUACCCACCCUACCGGUAACCCUACUCUUCAACUACUACUUCAGCUUGAGCUAUCUAAGUUUGGCAAGUCGAGGGCCAAGGACGAAAACUCCAUCAUUCAUAGACUCCUGCCAGACGACCCAAUUGCCGAGGGCACAGAGAGUGCAGCUUUCAUCAAUGGUCUAGUGUAUGAUGCAAUUGGUUCGCGACUUCUUGAAACCAUUGUUCAGCAUGCGCCAGGGAAAAUGUUCAAAGCAAUUUACGGAGAGUUCUUCAGAGAUCGGAUGGGCAGUUUGGCACGGAAUGAAAUCGCCGGUUAUGUGGCGGGAAAGAUUGUGGAGAGAUUAGGUAAGGACGAUCUAGAAGAGGCCGUGCGUCAAAUCGUCGAACAAAUACCUGGCCUAGUGGAACGGAACAGAACUGCUAUCCUCAAGACUUUGAUCGAGCGGUGCGCAGUCCGACAGGUGGACACAACCCCCAUCAAGGCCCAACUUGAAUCAGCCUACAGAGGCUCCAAUGGAUUUGAAGUCACUCGAGUUCUCAAGCUCGUCGAAGCGCCUUCAGAUGAUGGUGGUAAGUCAGACCAGAGGCAAAAUCAAUCACCUCCAGACAAGGUCCAUGGUUCUCUCCUCGCCCAGGCUAUGAUGUCGGUGGGAGGACCUUUGGGCAAUCUAAUAUUCGACUCGUUGGCGAGACUGGGAACGCACUUGUCUCUCAAGAUCGCACGAGAUCCUACAGCAUCACGCACACUGCAAGCGGCGUUAACUUCGCCCAACGCAUCCGUCAUAUUCCGGCGAAAAGUGAUUCAGCAAUUCUACGGUCAUAUUGGCGAACUUGCUCUGGAUCCGGCUGGCUCUCAUGUCAUCGACGCGGUUUGGCAAGGCACGCAUGGCCUAGCUUUUAUCCGGGAGAGAAUCGCAGAGGAACUCGCGGAGAAUGAGGCUGCGUUACGGGAAUCUUUCGUGGGAAGGGCAGUCUGGCGGAACUGGCGCAUGGAUUUAUAUAAAAGAAGGAGAGCAGAUUGGGUCAAGCAGUCCCGAUAUACCGCCGGAAACGAGGGGUUUCAGUCCUUUCCUGAGAGCAACGGCGACUUGCCAAACUUCCCCAAAAUUGGUAAACACCUUACAGCAAUCGAGCUUGCGCGCCAGAAGCACGCUGCAGCAAAAGUAGUGCAAGCUAGGGACCAAGCAAAAAAGGCGAAGAGUACCGUUAGCAUUAUGGCCACGAACGGCACAUUAUACGCGAAUAAUGGAGGAGAAGCUCCUCUUAAUAGAGCGGAUGAAGUCAAAGAACUACUCGACGCCGUUCAAGAACUCAUCAUUCCCUUCAUACGCUCUGCUGAGGAUGCGACUUCCAAGCAUGAAGGCCAUGGCCUUUCCAUCUCAGGUGGCCGACCCAGAACCACACUUGUCGAGCACCAUCCGCCAAAGAAGCUUGAAACUCUCCUCAAUCUGGAGAUUCCCGAGCAGAGCGGUGGGAAAGAGGGUUUAGUUAAAUUGGUGAGGAAAGUUUUGCAGUAUUCUGUGAAUACUUGGGAUCAAGGGUUUCUGGACAAACUGUAUGCGAGUACGAAUGCGGUCGGCCUAAUUUCUGAACUUCUCCUUGCUGUGCUGAACACAAAUGCACACGUCUACCAAGUCUCCCCUGUCCUAACACUGAUCGAGAAACACACGACCCGCUUCCUCGCGCGCCUUUUUGGCUAUACAUCUGAACACGCGGGCGGUAUAUCGCAACCUGGCGGCAGCGCCUCAAACUCGACCGCUAUCGUCAUAGCUCGCAACACGCUGUACCCAGAGACGAAAAAGGAUGGCAUGGGAGGUCGACGCUUCACGCUCUUCACCUCCGCCCACGGUCACUACUCUAUGGAAAAAGCAGCGCAGAUGUUCGGCCUCGGAUCUUCGGCCGUGAUACCCGUACCUGUCGACAGCGCUGGCACAAUGCUACCGUCCGAACUCGACCGACUAGUCCGAGAAUCCAAAGGCAGGGGCGAUGUCCCCUUCUUCGUCAACGCCACUGCUGGCACCACCGUUCUCGGUUCCUUUGACCCUCUCCCUCCAAUCUCCGCCAUCUGCAAAUCCCACAACCUGUGGCUACACAUUGACGGCUCUUGGGGCGGUUCCGUAAUCUUCAACACUGCGCUCUCUUCUUCCUCCUUACGCCUCAAAGGCGCAGACCUUGCCGACAGCAUCGCCAUAACACCGCAUAAAAUGCUCGGCGUGCCAAUGACAUGUUCGUUUCUGCUCGGCCGUGACUUACGUCAGUUCUGGAAGGCUAUGACUUUGCCCGCAGGAUACCUGUUUCAUAACGCAUCAGAUUCAGCGGCGGAGAUUUAUGAUCUUGCGGAGUUGACGCCGCAGUGUGGCAGGCGCGCGGAUAGCCUGAAGCUCUUUCUCGCGCUGAAUUAUUACGGAUUAGAUCAUUUUUCGGCCUUGAUUCAGCGCGGGUUUGACUCUGCAGGGUACCUCCUUUCCCUACUUAAAAAUCGUCCAGAUUUCGUGGUGGUGAGCCCGGAGCCGUUGCCUUGUUUGCAAGUAUGCUUCCACUACGCAACACGGGGGAACUUGGAUGAAAGUCCGGAGAAGAAUUCAGAAAUUACUGCGGCGAUUGCGAAUAGAUUGGUUAGUCGGGGAUUCAUGAUUGAUUUCGCACCUGGGGAGAAGGGGAAGUUUUUCAGGGUUGUUGUGAAUGGGAAUACGAGAAGAGGGACGCUAGAUGGAUUAGUGAAAGGUAUUGAGGAGUCGGCGAAGGAGUUGGGGUAUUGAGUUAGAGCUCACAGUCGCGUUGAAAUAUGCGCAUGUUAGAAAUGGUAGGGUCAGAUUUGACGUAAAAGGAAAAAUACCGGUUCAUUUGUAGUGCUCUGUUGUUAGCG